GUCACUCAAACGCUUUGCAUUUUCCACAUGCACGUCGAAGAUGAAAGCUGCUACAAAAAUUGUCAAAGCCGGCGAAAAGUCACAGAACGGAUCGCUAAUAAAAGCUUCACUGAACAAAGCAUUAAGUGCAGAAGCAGAAUGGGACGACAAAGAUGAAUUUUUAGAUGUUAUAUACUGGAUGAGACAGAUUUUAGGAUUAAUUCUUGGAAUUGUAUGGGGGCUGAUACCUCUGAAAGGAAUUAUUGGUCUGGUUCUAUUUUUGGCAGUAAAUGUUGGAAUUGUGUACUUUUACUAUAACAGUUUCCAGAAGAUAGAUGAUGAAGAGUAUGGUGGGCCAUCAGAGAUAUUAAAAGAAGGAUUAAUGACAUCAUUUUCAACUUUUGUAGUAGCAUGGAUCUUAUUAUAUUCAGCUCUACACACAGAUUUAUAACACAUGCUGAUUUUAACGAAAAGAACAUCAUUGUCGUCUACCAAAUCAUUAUCAUCAGUGACAAGAAAAUACAUAAUUUGAUAUUGUUGAAAAAUGUAUAUAUUGUAAGCAAUAGUUAUUUAUAUGAUAAGUUACAAAGUUGCAAUGUAAGCCAAAAAAUCUUAAUAUUAUAAAGUAAUACAUAGAGUGGGGAUUUUUGAGUUACAAAUGAAUAUUAUCAAUUUGCCAAAUUAAGUACAAUGUACUGUAAAUUCAGAAAUUAAUGUGAUGAUUUUAAUAAUGCGAAUAAUGCAACUUGGUGAUUAUCGCAAUAAUAAGAACCGGCAUUCUCAUAUCUGAAUGUAGAUUUUCUGCAUUAUUGUCCAUUCUUCGAAAAUCACAAUAAUAAAUGGACUCAAUAAUUUCUGAAUUUACAGUAGUUCAUAGUUUUACCAUAUAGUGGCAAAUGAGUUUAUUGACACAAAAAAUUCUAAAAUACUGAAUCUUUUAUCUUUUAAUUUUGACUUGUCUAUAAGUUUUUGUCACUACAUUCAUAAUUAAACAUGUACUUAAUCAGGAUCAUUUUUAUGUUGAUUGUAUUAAACAAUGUGUUAAUUGAAAGGUUUGUCAACAUUAGAAAUCUCUAAGAUUUGAUGGUACCUCAUGUAUGGGUUAGUCUAUGUUUAUGUUUUUAUGCCCCCGCCGUAGAAGAGGGGGCAUUAAGUUUUACCCUUGUCCGUCUGUACGUACGUCCGUACAUCCGUCCGUACGUCCCAAAGUUGGUUUCCGUUCUCUAACUUUAGUUUGCCUCAAUCAAAUGUUAUGAAACUUAUACACAAUGCUUAUUACCACUAAAUACAGAUUAAGAUUGAAUUUUGGUGGCGUCACUUUUACCGUUCUAGAGUUAUGCCCCUUUACAAAUGGAAAAAAUGCUAAAUUUUUCGUUUCCGUUCUCUAACUUAAGUUUGCCUCAACCAAAUGUUAUGAAACAUAUACACAAUGCUUAUUACCACGAUAUACAGAUCAAGUUUUGAAUUUUGGUGCCGUCACUUUUACUGUUCUAGAGUUAUGCCCUUUACAAAUGGAAAAAUUGCUAAAUUUUUCAUUUUUUUCUAAAAAUAUUAAUCAAGAUAUUUUUAAAAUUGGAGUUAUCUUCCUUUGUCCAUGAUUAUAGUUGAAUUAACUACAAUCAAUGAUUCAUACAAUGCAAUGUUUAAUUUUGCCUUCCACUUAUAAAUUAAAGCAAUUUUUACCCUUCAUUUAUAAAGAUAUUUUAAAGUCUGCUUUGAAAAUUUGAGUUAUCUUUCUUUGUCCAGAAUGGUAGUUGAAUCAAUUACAACCAAUGCUUUAUACAAUGCAAUAUUCAAUUUUGCUUCCUACUGAUAAAUUGAAGCAAUCUUUACCAUUCAGUGCUUACAAGCACUUUGAUUACCGUUCUAGGGUUAUGUACCUUUACAAAUGAAAAUCUGUUCUCUAAUUUGAGUUUGUCUCAACUAAAUGUAAUGAAAUGCAUAUAUAUAUAUAAUGCUUUUUACCACAAAACUCAGUUUAAGUUUAAUUUAUGGAAGCGUCACUUUAACAGUUCUUGAGUUAUGUACCUUUAUAGCGUUAUAUAUGCUAGAGGGGGCUUUAUCUGUGUCCUUAUGGACACAUUCCCCAUUUAUUUUUUUAACUUUUUAUUGUAUUUGACUGUUUUAUAUGCACCAAUAUAAAGAAGAACUUUGACCUUAAAUUUUUAUAAAAUAUUGCUUAUAAAUGAAGAUUUUUCACCAAUUUAAGGAUUUUUGUCUAUUGUCUUGAAAACUUAGAAAGACUUAAGAUAUAUAUGCUGGAAAAACCAUAACCACCAAAAAUGUCAGACAAUUCAGUAUUGCAGUUGUUGCCCUUUGAUUGGGAUUUUUAUCUUCAUAAGAAGAAUGGAUAGAGAGAAACUGCACAUAGAUAAAAUAGAUAAAUUGUAGUCACUGGCCAUUAAUUUUGUGUUGACUCCUUAGGGAACAGCCAUUUGAUGUUUGAGAGGGGAGUACAAAAGGUUUUGUAAAUAAUAUGAUUACAAUAUAGUUUGAUUACUGGCAGUUAGUGGAUGUAUAUCCCACAUCUCAUUUUAUUCGUAUAACUUUCCAAAGGCAAGUUUUUACAUACUAAUUUCAUUUUUUUUUUUUUUUUCAUUUAAUCUUUUUUUUCUUUAUAUUUGUAAAAGAUUUUAUUUAAAAACAAUAACAUAUAAAUUGAUUGACUUAUAUCUAUUUAUAUUGUAAGUAACAUUUUUUUACAUUACAAAUACUGAAAAGUUGCUAUAACAUUGUUGUAAAAUAUGCAUGUUAAAAAUAAAAAUGUUAGUUUA
Mytilus californianus (California mussel) is the source of this 2753-nucleotide messenger RNA. Its product is annotated as respirasome Complex Assembly Factor 1-like. The record is from RefSeq and is a predicted model, not a curated record. Bases 41 to 430 code for a protein of 129 amino acids. The transcript is spliced from 4 exons. Gene Ontology annotation, biological process: mitochondrial respirasome assembly. Lineage: Eukaryota; Metazoa; Mollusca; Bivalvia; Mytilida; Mytilidae.